AUGUGGAACUCUGACACGCUGGUCACAGGUAACAUCGCACGUCUUCAGAACAUUUUCACAAAUCGACAGCGUAAUAAAGCAGUAGAAUUCCUUCCUCAGAACAUAAACGUGUAUCAAGCAUAUUCAAAGAAUUCAUUUUUUGCAGAUGACAGACAUCGUAGCGUUCUUGGUUGUUCUGAUUGCGGUCAAUUCUCUGAACGCCCUCCAAGUCCCAUCCAUGGAUUUUUGGAUCUCACCAGGAAGCUCCAGCAAUUUGUCGAUUUGAUCCCGAUCGAGGAGCUCCUGGAAAUAUCGAAAGCCUAUCUGGCCCAGGACGAGCAUUUCCAAACAGUCAUGAAGUUGAUGAACAGCAACGAGUCGAAACAAUGGGUACAAGACAUGGAACAGGCGCCUGAAUUCAAGGUGUUGCUAAACUAUACGCAGGGCAAUAGUUUUGAUGUAAACUUGGUGGUGAACAAUUUCAACAAAGCCCUUAGUACCCGACCUCUGACCUCUAGGAUAACAGCUUACUUGACUCCUUACAAGGUCACCGGUGGAAUCAAUGGUUAUAUGGAGAAUACCGCUUCCCUUAUUUCGAUGGAUAACCUGACGCGUCUCUACGAAGACAAAAUUGAGCACGCCAAAGUGUUUAGAGACUCGGUGCAUGAAGUGGUCUUGAACAAGUACUUAACAUUCUACAUGUCCAUUUUCACGAACAAGAACUUCCUGGAAGUGGGACAACAGGUCGUAGACGCUGGUGUCAACAUAGAAAUUUUCCAAGCCUUGUCCCCAUCUUUAUUUAUAAUUUUCACUGCAGUUUAAAGUUUUACAUGUUAAAAAUGCAAGUGUAUUUGAUAUUUCAAUGCUAUUUAUUGCAGCUUCCCGUGUAUAAGGAAUAAAAUACAUUAUGAUGAAUUAAAAUAUCAUCUUCUUCAUGUUAUGUCCUUUUUAUCUUUGCACUACAUGAACAGUCCGAUUUUUAUAGAAGAAAAAGCUUUGUUAGGAAGUUAUUAGAAAAUCUGCGAUAAUCUCCAUUUACUCCAAAAUUGUAAAAUUUCAAAAAGGUAAUAUUUUCAGAAAAUAAUUUUAGGAAUAUGAUUAUA
Messenger RNA from Bombus pascuorum, 1082 nucleotides. RefSeq lists its product as uncharacterized. NCBI's taxonomy places the organism in Eukaryota, Metazoa, Arthropoda, Insecta, Hymenoptera, Apidae. The transcript is spliced from 2 exons. The coding region runs from base 1 to 801 and encodes 266 amino acids. The record is from RefSeq and is a predicted model, not a curated record.